UGUUGUUCUCCUCCUGGCAACAAGCAAACAAGGGCGGGCGUUUCAUUUCAGGGAGCAAACCAAUAUGAGUGGGGAAGGUGCGGUUGGGGAUGCGUCCCUGCUUGACUUUAAGACAUACGAGGACUUCCUGGACAGCCAAGUGUCUGCGCUUGAUCUCUACUACUUGGAAGAUGAGGAGCUGGCACGCCAGCUGGUGGAGCUGGGCGUUCGCGGCACGGGCGAGGUGAUCAAGCGGGAGGAGUUUGAGGCGAGAAAGGCCGCAGCAGAGCAGGCUCGGACAGCACAGCGAGCCAAGGAUGAUGUGGUAUUGGUGUCAGAGGACUACAUGGACCUCUCUCCGUUUUUGCAAGCGUUGGCAGAACGAGAAGAGCCAAACCGCAUUGGCAAAAUGAUGACUAUUGUCUUCAUCCGUGACAAAAACUCAAAGGGACAGGAGGUGUCGGGAUACAUUGACUUGGCAGAACGCUUCGAGAACGACGACUUCCAUCUGUACUUCAGUGGACGAAAGCGCUUCAUGCCGCGCCCGUCAGACCUCAGUUACUACAACUGGGUCACGCAGACCGCGCACUCCACACAAAGCUCAAACUACACGGUUCUGUCCAACGAAUACCAAGGCCUCCUCUUCAAGAACACAAAAGACCGCAAAGUUGUCAACGUCGAUCCCCAGCUUGAGUCGCCCGGAGACAACUCCACGCGAACCGUUUUACGGACGGAUGAAUACUUGCAGGUUGUGUUCUAUGACCACGUCACCAGGCUCACGGCAUAGUUAAUCGGUGAAACAAGAGACUGGCUCAUAUGUGAUGCACAUUGUACUGUGUGUGUGUGUGCGUGUGUGUGCAAUGCGCUAAUGUUCUGUUGUUCCGUUACACGACUUCUUCUUCUUCUUCUUCUUCUUCUU
Salpingoeca rosetta is the source of this 898-nucleotide messenger RNA. RefSeq lists its product as uncharacterized. The transcript is spliced from 10 exons. The record is from RefSeq and is a predicted model, not a curated record. Lineage: Eukaryota; Choanoflagellata; Craspedida; Salpingoecidae. The coding region runs from base 65 to 766 and encodes 233 amino acids.